Messenger RNA from Gilbertella persicaria, 1107 nucleotides. RefSeq lists its product as uncharacterized. Bases 1 to 1107 code for a protein of 368 amino acids. The record is from RefSeq and is a predicted model, not a curated record. Lineage: Eukaryota; Fungi; Mucoromycota; Mucoromycetes; Mucorales; Choanephoraceae. The transcript has a single exon.
AUGGUGACAGUGGCCUCUAGGUCAAAGAAGGCUUCUCCUGGUGUUUCUGUGCUUGAUUCUAAGAUCAAGCAUAUUGAUAAGUAUUCUUUGAGCGAUAUUAGUAAUGGUGUCCUCAUCCCUGAUGUUGAAUUGAAACCUCAAUUCACUAACUACAGAGCAAGCAGCUUGGCUUGUGUAAAAAGACAUUCCUUCACUAACCAACAACUCCUCUCCUUAUCGAACAUCGUCUUCCUUUCCCCCUCAUGUCGCACCGAAUUCCUAGAUACCCCCACAUCCGAAUCCGUCUAUGCUACCCUUACCGCUCCUUUGUUCUCUUCUUUGCCCUCCCUCUCCGCCGAUUCCCUCUCCCCCAUUCAAAAUGCUUUCACCUCUUUUUCUGCCAAUCAUGAUACUGUCCUUUUUUCCCAAACACUCCUUGAAUAUGCCAAAAACUCCCAUGAUCCUAUCCUUAAAUCCAUCCUCCUUUCCUUUUUGACCCGCGUUUGUGAAGUCACCGAUCCUUCUGUUCCCGCCAUGUCUGAAAUGCACAUCCAAUCAUCCUUCAUCCAUCCCUUAAUCCGUGGCAUCACCAAGUCCUCUCCUUCCAUCAUCCCUCACUGCUCGAAUAAGACCGCUUUUGUGAAAGGUCACAACAUUCUCCAUUGUCGACCUGACUAUCGCGUGGAUGUGUAUGGCUCUGCUGGUGUUUGCCAUGGUACUGGUAUGUUUGGAGAGUUGAAGCCAGGAGAGUCUAGUGUCGUAGAUGUGGCCUCUGAUUUUCAUAAGUGCAUGAUCUUAGGCAAGUUGGCCUUGCAAUAUGGAUCCUCUCCUUACAUUAUGACAUUCUAUACCCACGGUCAAGCAAUCCACUUUUAUCUCCACCAUUCCUUAAAUUCCGACUUAACUUAUGCUCUUCACUUACAUUCCUUAACAAUUCCCUUGACCGUCAACACAUUCCAUUCCUUCAAUACCAUGCUCCCUCAACUCUACCAACUCGCCCAGCUAUUCCAUUCCUUUUGCAUGCCCUCCAAUUCCGCCCCUCCCAAUGCCGAUUCCUCCGCUACUGUCCCUUAUCCUAUCAUUGAGGCUUUAAUAAGCCAUAAUAAAAAACGAAAAAUUUCUCAUUAA